Messenger RNA from Coffea eugenioides, 1839 nucleotides. Its product is annotated as ATPase ARSA1-like. Gene Ontology annotation, cellular component: GET complex. Gene Ontology annotation, molecular function: ATP binding; ATP hydrolysis activity. The record is from RefSeq and is a predicted model, not a curated record. Gene Ontology annotation, biological process: post-translational protein targeting to endoplasmic reticulum membrane. Lineage: Eukaryota; Viridiplantae; Streptophyta; Magnoliopsida; Gentianales; Rubiaceae. The transcript is spliced from 12 exons. The coding region runs from base 173 to 1363 and encodes 396 amino acids.
CAGACUUUUGCUUAGGACAAAGAAAAAGCAAAAGACAAAAACAAAUUCCUGUUUCUUUUCAAUUUCUUGCACGUAGAAGCAAAGAGAUAACCAGGAUUAAUCCGUCUGUGUUUCUUCAGAACUUCUAAAGCCUGCUUGAAUUCACUCUUUCUUUCACUCCCAAAUUCUCAAUAUGGCAACAACAGUAGUGGGUUCCUAUCCUCACUCACUCAAAUCCCUCAGUUCCCCUCUUUAUCUUUUGAAAUUUAACCCAAGCUUCAGUUCCGGAUUUGUUUCUUUUCCCAGCACAAGAAACCAGCCUAGGAAAUCUCUUGUUGUAAGAUCAGUGGCUGCUCCUGCAGAAGCUGCCUCUGGGUUUGAUGAAAUGGUUUCAGGAACACAGCGUAAAUAUUAUAUGUUAGGUGGAAAGGGAGGAGUUGGGAAAACAAGUUGCGCAGCAUCACUUGCAGUAAAAUUUGCCAAUAAUGGUCAUCCCACUCUUGUAGUUUCAACUGAUCCUGCACACUCUUUAAGUGAUUCUUUUGCCCAGGAUUUGACAGGAGGGACACUAAUACCUGUGGAAGGACCUUAUUCUCCAUUAUUUGCCCUUGAGAUAAAUCCUGAAAAAGCUAGGGAAGAAUUUCGUAGUGCUGGUCAGAAAAGUGGGGGAACUGGAAUUAAGGACUUCAUGGAUGGUAUGGGCCUUGGAGUCCUUGCAGACCAGCUUGGGGAGUUAAAGCUGGGAGAGUUGUUGGACACACCUCCUCCAGGUCUCGAUGAGGCUAUUGCAAUUUCUAAGGUUAUGCAAUUCCUCGAAUCACAAGAAUAUAAUAUGUUUACCCGCAUAGUGUUUGAUACUGCUCCAACAGGUCAUACAUUGCGGCUUUUGUCCUUGCCCGACUUCUUGGAUGCAUCAAUAGGAAAGAUAUUGAAGUUAAGACAAAAAAUAGCUUCAGCUACUUCGGCAAUAAAGUCAGUGUUUGGCCAAGAAGACAGCCAUCGCGAAGAUGCUGCUGACAAAUUAGAGCGCCUGAGGGAGAGAAUGAUUAAAGUGAGGGAGCUUUUCCGUGAUACAAGCUCAACGGAGUUUGUCAUAGUGACAAUACCGACGGUGAUGGCAAUUAGUGAAUCAUCAAGAUUGUGUGCUUCCUUAAAGAAGGAAAGCGUACCUGUUAAGAGGCUCAUUGUUAACCAAGUUAUUCCACCCUCUGCAUCAGACUGCAAAUUCUGUGCAAUGAAAAGGAAGGACCAAAUGCGUUCUCUCAACAUGAUUCAAAGUGAUCCAGAACUUUCCAGCUUGAUGGUGAUACAAGCUCCCUUGGUGGAUGUAGAAAUCAGAGGUGUUCCAGCCCUUCAAUUUCUGGGGGAUAUUGUCUGGAAAUGAUUCUGCCAGCUAAUUGGUAUUGCAACCAAUCCAAUCUUGGAUUAUUAUGGAUAUCCUGGCUCUGCUGAACUUUUGAAUCUUCAAAUUGGCCGGAUUGAGAUUAACUGAUACAAUCAUCUCAAAGGCUUCAUGCUCUUGUGAGCUGAUUUACAGGCAUGAUAGACACUCUGAAAGUGACAGCAAAAUGGCUGCAAUGAAAUACUUCGGAAAUAGCCUACACAGUUUUGCAACAAAGGAGAGAAUUUCACAAUAAAAGAGAACCAUGCAUGUCACACAACUGCAACGUUCAAGAGAAUGUUUAUGUUGAGACCAUCAAAGUUGUGCUUCCUACAAGAUAGAUGAUGCUUGACUUGUACAGUACAAGAUUGUGAUUAGUCCUUGGAGAUACUCUUCUUUAGCAAACUCUUGAGGUCAGAAAAGAGAAUUGAUCUUUUUAAUAUAUACUACUACUAACACAGCACGUCAGCUUGGAUUGA